UUACAUGACUAGUUGGUUAGUGGGCUAAUUAUGGCAACUCUACACCCAAAUUGCAAAGAAUGGCUAUGAGAAUUCUCGCUUUGACUUCAAGUUCAUCCGGGUGUAGAGAAAUUGGAGCACCUUUGAGGGGAUACAUACAAAGAAAAGGAAUAGACUAGAUGCAACAAGGAUGAGCAAUCUAGUGUACGUCCAAUUCAAUGUCAAACUCAUCAACAAGAAAGCAAAGAAGAAGGAGAAAGAUGUCCUACUUGCUAGCGAAGCAACGUAUGCACAAGGAUGGAUUGUUGAAGGUGGUGAUGAUGAUGAAGUUGAGCCGGGUUCAGGACUUACAUAUGAGUUGCUUGCCACCACUAUGGGAGUGGAUGAAGUCUUUAUGCCAAGAAGAAGUGGUAGAAAUGUUGGAGUACGUGAGCCGCGAGAGCUACAUGAAGAAGAUUUUGUAUCAGAAGAUGUCUCCGAAGAGGAGGAAAAUGAGGAGAUUGACUUUGAGUCUGAUGGAGAUCAAGUUUUGGAGGGGUAUGGAGGAGAAGAGAUAGAGGAAGGAGAUGAACUUUGAACUUGGCAUUAGGGAUCUUCGAUCUCGUUUAUUUCUACUUAUUGUCUUAUUCAACUUAUUUACUAGUUGCUACUACUUAAUUUCAUUUGGGUUUGUACAUUAA
Molecule: messenger RNA, 659 nt
Organism: Rhododendron vialii
Lineage: Eukaryota; Viridiplantae; Streptophyta; Magnoliopsida; Ericales; Ericaceae
Exons: 2
Coding region: 170-556 (128 amino acids)
Source: RefSeq, a predicted model, not a curated record